Messenger RNA from Spodoptera litura, 1110 nucleotides. It is a transcript of the gene Syx18, whose product is annotated as syntaxin 18. Gene Ontology annotation, biological process: retrograde vesicle-mediated transport, Golgi to endoplasmic reticulum. Lineage: Eukaryota; Metazoa; Arthropoda; Insecta; Lepidoptera; Noctuidae. Gene Ontology annotation, cellular component: SNARE complex; endoplasmic reticulum. The record is from RefSeq and is a predicted model, not a curated record.
UGUCAUCAUUUGCAAAAUAUCAAUACAAUACACUUACAGCUGGGAACUCGUAAGAUUUUUAAUAAAUUGGUUUUAACUCCAAUAUAUGGUAAUUAGAUACCAAAAUGGAUAUUACGCCAUUAUUUAGAGCAUAUAUAAAAACUGUGAAGACUCGGAAUAAGGCCUUUGGCAUACAAAGCCCAACGAGCGAUGAUAAACAGCGUAUUCUUCGAACUAAGCCAAAAACGGCUUUCAUGAUAACUGCGAAAGACAUAACUUCACAAAUUACUAGAUUACGAGACUUUUUACUAGAGCAUCGUGAAAAAUACUUGAGCUUCUACGACAAUGUGGUUGCUGAAGAAAUGACGGAUGCAGAGAGGGAUCAAAUAGAUACAGGAGCGCAAAGGAUAAUCAAUACAUGCUCUCACUUGCUAAAGGAGUUUAGGAAUGAUAACCGAAAGGUAACAGCAGCCCCUCAGAUGAAAGAAUACAUGGAAGCUGUGGCCGACCUCAUAGAUAUGUACUUGAAAGCUGUUUGUAAGAUUCACAGCGAGCUCAAAGCUCUACGGGUAAAACGAACUCUAGUCAUGCGAAAACUAUCGCGGUUGGAGCUUCCACAAACUAAAUCGACUAUUCCAAACCCCUUUAUCAUGGGUAAAGUAGCAGAGAAAGAUAUUGAUAAAGUUUUAGAUAAAGACAUCGAAGAAGUGGAGGAACCUGACACAGUGAAGAAAAUGGAUCUCUGUGAAAAUGAUGUCGCAGUAUUGGCUGAUGAAGAACUUAGUGCUGAAGAGCUCCAGAUGUUUGAGUCGGAGAAUGUGCAACUCUUGAAUGAGCUGAACAGCAUGACUGAGGAAGUUAGGGCGAUAGAAAGCAAAGUCCUACACAUUGCUGAAUUACAGGAAAUAUUUACUGAAAAGGUAUUACAACAAGAACAGGACAUAGACAGGAUAUCUAACACCGUAGUUGGCUCUACAGAGAAUGUAAAGGAUGCCAAUGAACAAAUAAAGCAGGCUAUACAACGAAAUGCGGGACUUAGGGUUUAUGUACUAUUCUUCUUAUUAGUUAUGUCAUUCAGCUUAUUGUUCUUAGAUUGGUAUAAUGAUUAAAUAAUAAUUAUGUAUUUAUUUA